Molecule: messenger RNA, 1113 nt
Organism: Drosophila busckii
Lineage: Eukaryota; Metazoa; Arthropoda; Insecta; Diptera; Drosophilidae
Gene: Arl4
Product: ADP-ribosylation factor-like protein 4C
Exons: 5
Coding region: 47-955 (302 amino acids)
Biological process (GO): intracellular protein transport; vesicle-mediated transport
Cellular component (GO): cytoplasm
Molecular function (GO): GTPase activity; GTP binding
Source: RefSeq, a predicted model, not a curated record
GUUAAAAUAUAAAACAAGAAAUAUGUGCAAUUAAAAACAAGAUAAAAUGGGAGCUACAAUGGUAAAAAAUGGAAAUUUAUUGGAUGCGUUGCCACAGGGAUCAGGAACCCUACAUAUUGUUAUGCUUGGCUUGGAUUCAGCUGGGAAAACCACAGCGCUGUACAGAUUAAAGUUUGAUCAAUACCUAAAUACAGUCCCAACAAUUGGGUUUAAUUGUGAAAAAGUUCACGGUACUUUGGGAAAAGCAAAAGGAAUUCACUUUCUUGUUUGGGAUGUCGGCGGACAAGAAAAACUGCGACCGCUGUGGCGUAGCUAUACUCGUUGCACGGAUGGAAUCUUAUUUGUAGUAGACUCUGUAGAUGUAGAGCGCAUGGAGGAGGCAAAGAUGGAACUAAUGCGAACAGCAAAAUGUCCAGAUAAUCAGGGUGUACCUGUUUUAAUUUUAGCAAAUAAACAAGAUUUACCUGACGCUUGCAGUCCCAAUGAACUGGAAAAACUUUUGGGACUACACGAGCUUCAGAACCCAUUGUCAAAUUUUUCGACUGCCACAUCAAUGUCAACAAGCAACAUUGCAGCUUUCAAUGCUAACAACCAAACUCAUAUAAGUCGUGAACCAAAUGUUAUUAACCAAUUGAGAUCGCCAAUUGCGCCACCAGUAGGCAAAUUUACAUCAAACAGUAACAGCAAAGUAAAACUCUCAAACAUGCCAGAUGAUGAGCUCGACAGCAAUAUACCGUCCAAUGCACCAAUAACACCAAAUGCACUAUCAGAGAACAGCUCUCAAUUUACACUCUGCUCUUCCAGCUCAAGCGGUUCUGUCCAACUCAAAGGUUGGUUUAUUCAACCAGCAUGUGCAAUAACAGGAGAGGGUCUACAGGAAGGGUUAGAUGCUUUAUAUGACAUGAUUUUAAAGCGACGAAAGCUAAGUAAGGUUAAUAAAAAAAACAAGCGGUAAUAUUCCAUAUCGCAGCAGAGUGUAUGUAUGUGUAUGUAUGCGUGUAUGCUUGUAUUUAUAGUUAAGUCUGCUUAGCACAAUUGUAAAAGUGUCAUGCACAAAUAAAAAUAUAUUGCAAAUGUAUUACCGAUGUAUUAAAAGAUGUCUUUUAUCUGAAA